AUGUCUGUAGCCGUCGAAUCCCCAGUCGAGUUUUCUUCGGCAAUAGAGCCCCAGUCGGAGAGGCCAGGCUUACAGGAGCGUCUGAGUCGCCCUCAAACGGAGCGACAUGACUCAGACUUCACUGCUGUAGGUCCCGCGACUCCUGCUGGCGAUAAACUCGACUCCGCAACCGAUGAGGCGCGGAUUGCGAAUGGAGCAGCAGAACAGGUGCAAGGUGUGGUUUAUGUAGUUAACGUGGAGGCGGCAUAUCCUCCCCCCAUCGUGUCGUCUGCGCUAGCUAUAACACCCGUAGUUGAGCUGCUAUCCGAAAGCAGAGGCCUUCGUCGUUUUCGCAUGUUUGCGUCCUUCGUAACCUUGUUUCUCGCGGGCUGGAAUGGUGGUGCUACAGGAGCUCUUAUUCCCUCAAUCGAGAGAGCAUUUGGCAUUGGCUAUGCGCGCGUUGCCAUCCUUUUUGUCUCCACGUUCAUGGGUUACGUAGCUGCUGCUGCGGGGGGAGGUGUCUUAUCACGAAAAAUUGGGUUCGGAGGUGCUCUAUUAGCCGCGGUUGCUAUAGAGCUGAUAGGAAAUGUUAUCAACGCCUCUCAACAAGCCAGUUUUGGCUUGAUGUGCUUUGGAUUCUGGAUUAUUGGUAUUGCAUUUGCGACACAAUUAGGGCUGUGUAACGCAUACUUUACCCUCUUGAAAAAGCCGCUGCUAUACACUGGGUUUCUUCAUGGAAUGUUCGGUCUUGGUGCCUUUGCGAGCCCCCUCGUGGCUACGGCCAUGGUAACUCGCGGCAUUCCAUAUCAUUUCUUCUAUCUCACAAAUGUUGGGAUGAACGUCCCAGUGUUCGCCCUGGUGUGGUUUGCAUUUAGGAAUCUAGACUCUCUGUCAUCAAAUCCUGCCGAUACAUUGACCUUGCAAGGCUCAGCUACGAUGCGUGAUACACUGAAGAGCCGUACCGUUUGGACACUCGCGAUAUUCUUGAUGCUCUACAUCGGGGCCGAAGACUCGAUUGGCGGCUGGAUAGUUUCAUAUGUUCUAGAGGUCCGAAAAGGGACGCCUGAAGGAGCAUCGUGGGUUGCUUCAAGUUUCUAUCUCGGCAUUGCAAUCGGACGCAUUGUCCUUCCGACUCUGAGCAUUCUUCUAGGGGAGCGCCGUGCCGUUUUUAUCUAUAUUUUUCUCGCUAUUGUUCUUGAGGCUGUCGCAUGGGCUGUACCCGUUCUCGCAUCGACAGCACUAGCCACUGCGCUCGUCGGGCUCGCCAUUUCAACUUUCUACGCAGCUGCCAUCACGACUGGCGGACGCCUCUUACCGCGUCCGAUGCAUGCCGAUGCAUUCUUGCUCAUCAGCUCGGUAGGACAAAGCGGCAGCGCACUCUUUCCCCUAGUGGUCGGACUUGUGAGCUCAAAGAAAGGAAUUUGGGUCGUCGAGCCAAUCAUCCUGGCUUUGCUCGGGGGUCAAGGUGUGUUCUGGUACUUGGUCCCAAAAGUACAAAGAAGAGCAGAUUAA
Heterobasidion irregulare TC 32-1 is the source of this 1491-nucleotide messenger RNA. RefSeq names its product major facilitator superfamily. Gene Ontology annotation, cellular component: membrane. The record is from RefSeq and is a predicted model, not a curated record. Bases 1 to 1491 code for a protein of 496 amino acids. The transcript has 8 exons. Gene Ontology annotation, molecular function: transmembrane transporter activity. Lineage: Eukaryota; Fungi; Basidiomycota; Agaricomycetes; Russulales; Bondarzewiaceae.